Messenger RNA from Gigantopelta aegis, 1915 nucleotides. RefSeq names its product vacuolar protein-sorting-associated protein 36-like. The record is from RefSeq and is a predicted model, not a curated record. The coding region runs from base 22 to 1173 and encodes 383 amino acids. The transcript is spliced from 13 exons. NCBI's taxonomy places the organism in Eukaryota, Metazoa, Mollusca, Gastropoda, Neomphalida, Peltospiridae. Gene Ontology annotation, cellular component: late endosome membrane; ESCRT II complex. Gene Ontology annotation, molecular function: phosphatidylinositol-3-phosphate binding; ubiquitin binding. Gene Ontology annotation, biological process: protein transport to vacuole involved in ubiquitin-dependent protein catabolic process via the multivesicular body sorting pathway.
AAUAAAUUCAUCACAAAUGAAAUGGACAGAUGGGAGUGGACGGAAGGAGUUUUUCAAACAGGAGAAUUUUUAAUUGAACAUCAAAGCGGUGUUGCUCUCUAUGAUGGAAAUGAAAAAACUUCAUUUGAAAAUGGUGUAUUGUCUCUCACGACACACCGACUACUGUGGAAGGAUCACAUAGACAGAAAAUGUUGUAUCGGUUUACCAUUAUCUGUUGUCAUAUAUCUGGAAGAACAAGCAUCAGGAUUUGCCAAAAGUGCUAAAAUUGUGGUGCAUUUAAGUUCUCCACAGCCAAACAAGGCUUCUGGUCCCAAAACACACAGUCCAUAUAGCUACAUCCGGCUGUCAUUCCGAGAAGCUGGAGAAAGACAGUUUCACAAAGCUUUUUUGGAGGAAUUAAAGAACAGAAGAUGGGAGAAGACAACUGAGCCGACACUUUCUGCAGCUGGCUUGCAACCAAGACACAGACCUGGUAUUGUAGGGAUAGAGAGAUCAAUUCAAGAAAAAUACAAAGCGACAAGUAAACACAUCUCUGUUGCCUUUGAAGAUUUGAGUAAACUCAUGGAAACGGCAAAAGAUAUGGUAAAUCUGUCCAAGAAUAUAGCUGCAAAGAUCAAAGAGAAACAAGGGGACAUAACUGAGGAUGAGACAAUAAAAUUCAAGUCGUACUUGCUGAGUAUGGGAAUACCUAACCCAGUAACUCGCGAGACCCAUGGUACGGGUGACAAGUACUAUUCUAGUCUCGCUCGCGAACUGGUCGCUGUCUUGGAGAAACCUAUAGAGGAGUGUGGUGGUAUGAUGACACUAACUGAUGUGUACUGUAGAGUUAACCGAGCUCGUGGCAUGGAGUUACUGUCUCCUGAAGAUCUGUUGCAUGGCUGUGAACUAAUGGAAUUGUUACGCUUGCCAAUCAGAUUGCGGACCUUCGACAGUGGUGUCAUGGUGUUGCAGAUCCAGACCCAUAAUGAGGAGGAAGUGAUAACUAAGACAAGUAAACAGGUGGAGGAGAGAGUCUCUUUGACUGCAGAAGAACUGGCACAACUUGUAGGAGUAUCAGUUAUUUUAGCAAAGGAAAGGUUGCUUUUAACAGAAAAAGUUGGUGGUGUCUGCAGAGAUGAAACGGUGGAAGGACUUCGGUUUUAUCCUAAUUAUUUCUUAACUCGAGUGACAUAACGAGACAAUCAUGUGUGACUACAAGCAAGCCUUAGUUAUCAUAAGCCUGAGGGAGAAGGCUUAGUUAAUCAUAAACCACAGGAGCAAAACCUUGAUUUGUUAUUAUUCUGACUGGAAAAGCCAUGGGUUAUCAUGAACCAGAGGCAGAAGCCUUGGUUUUUUGUAAACUUAAAGUGGAAACCUUCGUUUACCAUGAUCUCGGGGUAGAAAGCCUUGAGGGAAAACAUAACGUGAUGCGAUAAAACUGAGGGAAAACGUUGGAUGUUUCCAUAAACUUGAAGGAAAAGUAAUGUAUUUCCACAAACCUAAAGGAAAAAGUCAUGUGUUUCCAUAAACUUGAGGGAAAAAAUCAUGUGUUUCCAUAAACUUGAGGAAGAUAUCCAAGGAUUAUCAUAAACCAAAAGGGAAAAACCUUGGUCACUCAUAACCCUGAUAGUGAUAUAUCAAAGCACAAGUCAUCAUAAACCUCAGAGGACAUACGGGCCAUGUUCAGCCAGACCGAGUGGAACAUCAUUGAUCAAAUUCAGUUAAAUAAUAUACCUUCUCUCUAUACACAUAUAAACAUGCUAGAAAUAUUUUAUUCAUGUUAGAUAUGAUGCAGCCAUUUAUGCUGAUAAGAACAUAAACUGAUUGGACUACUAGUAUAAUGGCACUUUCAAAAAUGUAUCUUUCCAGCUACAUUUUUAGAUAUGGGUGUGAUAGCUUAAUAAUAUGUAAAUAUUAUAAUAAAAUAUAAAAUAUU